AUGGGUUCCUUCCGGCCGUCGGGCAAUUAUCCGGCCUCUGACCUGAUACGACACGUCGUUAAAUAUUUUAUGAAGUGUUCAGAAAUGUAUGUAAGAGUGUAAUGAAUGAGGUGUGCUUUUUUUACUCAGGUAUAAGUUGGGAAGCUUCUGCUUUCGGUUCCUCGGAAAGCGUUUGGAAGGUUUCCAUCAAGUGAUCGAACGCCUUCACUGGUGGGGGGUUUGGGUACCGAGCAGCAACUCAAGUCAAUCGACGUAUCGUAAUUGGUGGUCAUUUGUAUGCGACCGGGUACUAUCUCUAUUGUACCUGGAUAGUACCGUGUCGGUAUCUGGAUGCUACCGGGUAGGUACCCAGAAUUCACGCUUGCUAGUGACUUGCAAAUCGGUCGUUCAUAAAGAAUCAGUUUUUUACACCUUCCCAAGUCCAGGGUCUUGUUGGAUAAAGCUGAAACAAAAAAUAAUGACACGAGAAGCAAUUCCAGACUUUCCGGUAGCAAUCGCGAAUGUCAAUAUCUACCCGGUAGCUACUUGCAUCGACCUCCGACCCGGGUACCAUAGAGAUAGUACCCAGUCGCAUACAAACGACCACCGAUUACCAUACGACGAUUGA
Caenorhabditis auriculariae is the source of this 607-nucleotide messenger RNA. Lineage: Eukaryota; Metazoa; Nematoda; Chromadorea; Rhabditida; Rhabditidae. The record is from the annotation of a GenBank genome assembly.